CCUCGGCCUCCCAAAGUGCUGGGAUUACAGCCGUGAGCCACCACUUCCGGCUCCGCGUUUCAUCUUUAAAGGCUGUUGCAGAGGCGGCUUGCUUCCCACCUGUGCAUCUCCGUAAAAAUCCCUAAAGGAAACAUGCCCACGUGUCCAGAGCUUUUAAGGACUUGAUGCAUUUCAGAUGAAGGCUUUUCCAGAAGCUUCCGCGUAGGAGAGGAUCAGGCUUCCAACUGGUUAUGGUCAGCAGCGUUUGGCACGUCUCCUUCCAGCCUGGAGGUUUUGUGAGGAUUCCCUGUAGAGUGUCUCUCGAAAGCCUGAUGAGGGGAAAUAGAACCUCUCAGUGAAUCGGCACCAGCGAGUGGAUGCCAGAAGGGCCAUUGGUGAGGAAAUUUCACCAUUUGAUCUCCCCCUUUGUGGGCCAGCAGGUGGUCAAGACAGGGGGCAGCAGUAAGAAGCUACAGCCCGCCGGCCUGCAGUCCCUGUGGCUCCAGGACACCCAGGUCCAUGGAAAGAAAUUAUUCCUUAGAUUUGAUCCAGAUGAAGAAAUGGAGCCCCCUGGCAGCAGCCCACCGCCAGAGCCUCCACAAAAAGAAGCGCACAAGGAAGGGGCUGUGGACCCAAAGCAGGACGGGGAGCCCAGCGGGCAGAAGACGCUUGAUGGAUCCUCACAGUCUGCAGAGCUCAACCCCCAGGGAGAGGAUGAAUCUGAGUGUUUGGAGGGAGACGCCCCUGCAGGAGAUGCUGGGAGGUGGCUGCGUGUCAGCUUUGGUUUGUUUGGCAGCGUUUGGGUGAACGAGUUCUCCAGAGCCAAGAAAGCCAACAAGAGAGGAGACUGGAGGGACCCUUCCCCGAGGUUGGUCCUGUACUUUGGUGGUGGUGGCUUCCUGGCAUUUUAUAAUUGUCAGAUGUCUUGGAGCUCUUCCCCAGUGGUCACACCCGCCUGUGACAUCCUGUCUGAGACGUUCCAUCGAGGACAAGCCUUAGAAGCUCUAGGCCAGGCGCAGCCUGUCUGCUAUACACUGCUGGACCAGAGAUACUUCUCAGGGCUAGGGAACAUCAUUAAGAAUGAAGUCUUGUACAGAGCUGGGAUCCAUCCCCUUUCUCUUGGUUCAGUCCUGAGUGCCCCGCGUCGGGAGGCCCUGGUGGAUCACGUGGUGGAGUUCAGUACAGCCUGGCUGCAGGGCAAGUUCCAGGGCAGACCGCAGCACACGCAGGUCUACCAGAAAGAUCAGUGCCCUGCUGGCCACCAGGUCAUGAAGGAGGCGUUUGGGCCCCCAGGUGGGUUCCGGAGGCUCACCUGGUGGUGCCCACAGUGCCAGCCCCAGUUGUCAGAGGAGCCGGAGCGGCGCCAAGUCUCCUAAGGAGCUCGUGGUGCUCUUCAUGGAACCUUGGCCCUUGGGGAACCUGAUGUCUAAGUGUCCAGAAAGGAGGAUGUGGGCAGGGAUGGGGUGCAGAGGAUCGUGUAUGUUGGGGUGCCAGGAUUAUAAUAUUCACCUCCCCGGAGUUAUGUUGAAGGCAGAGUUUUCAUAGGAUUAGAUUCUUUUUAUCCUUUUCCAGUUCAGUGAAUUCGUCCUAUUGAAUUGCAUCAUAGUGAAAGAUGAGAGAAAUCGUGAUGAUGGGGAAGGGGAAACCUCCCAGAAGGCACUGGGGCAAGGAAAAAGAAAGCCUAUGGGAAAUGGCUGAGCUCCCAACAUGGCUUUGCAGAUGAUGUGCGGUUUUGUUUUUGUUUUGAGACAGGGUCUUGCUCUGUCUCCCAGGCUAGGGUGCAGUGGCGUGAUCUUGGCUCACUGCAGCCUUGCCCUCCCAGGCUCAAGCAGUCUUCACCUCAGCCUCCAGAGCAGAAUGGGAUGACAGGCAUGUGCUAUGAUGCCUGGCUGAUUUUUGUUUACUUUUUAUAGAGAUGGGGUCUUGCCAUAUUGGCCAGGCUGGUUUUGAACUCCUGCAACUCAUGCAGUCCUCCCACUUUGGCCUCCCGAAAUGUUGGGACCAUGGGUGUAAGCCACUGCGCCCAGCCAGCUCCUGUGUUUUGUUUUUGUUUUGUAACUUUGGUUGAUGUUAAGGCCCUCCAUUUUGGAAAGCAGGAAAACAGGUUGGUUUUUGGUUUUUUUGUUGUUUUUUUUCUUGUUCCCCUGGAGGAUCCAGGGAUGAGGAUAGAGUGACCUGAGAGCAGUGCUUGGAUUCAGCCUCCUGCCGGGUCCUUCCUGCUGGACACAGACACCAAGAGGCUGGGGGUGGAGCAGGGAGCUGCGCCUUCUUGGGGUGCCCAGUGGUCUGUAGAGAAAAGCUGCUUGUUUACUCCUUAAGUCAAUGUCUUUGUGACUGUUGAUAUGUUGAACAAUUCAGGAAUCAAGGGCUGUGGAGAAACUCCCUCCAGUUGUUGGCAACAGGUGAAUGAAGCCAGAGCAGUGACAUGAAAAUAAAGCUCUCUGUUACUUGC
This is a messenger RNA of Rhinopithecus roxellana (golden snub-nosed monkey), 2431 nucleotides long. RefSeq names its product nei like DNA glycosylase 2 (gene NEIL2). Gene Ontology annotation, biological process: base-excision repair. The record is from RefSeq and is a predicted model, not a curated record. Bases 357 to 1355 code for a protein of 332 amino acids. The transcript is spliced from 5 exons. Gene Ontology annotation, cellular component: nucleus. Lineage: Eukaryota; Metazoa; Chordata; Mammalia; Primates; Cercopithecidae. Gene Ontology annotation, molecular function: DNA-(apurinic or apyrimidinic site) endonuclease activity; DNA N-glycosylase activity; zinc ion binding.